Messenger RNA from Polyodon spathula (Mississippi paddlefish), 1743 nucleotides. RefSeq names its product protein C1orf194-like. NCBI's taxonomy places the organism in Eukaryota, Metazoa, Chordata, Actinopteri, Acipenseriformes, Polyodontidae. Bases 92 to 598 code for a protein of 168 amino acids. The transcript has 5 exons. The record is from RefSeq and is a predicted model, not a curated record.
GGUCUCCUAGCAACCCCAGCGGAGACAGUAAACAUUGCCCCUGUCGGUUUAUUUCAUCUCGAGUCAGUGGAGUUCCAGAGGUGUAUUCAACAUGCCCCCGACAAGAGACCCCUACCCCUAUCCGAAGUUAGAAAACGAUGACAUGUACCUCGGAGGAGCAAGGAGCCGCUCGAAGAAAGUUCCACACUCCAAACCCACGCACUUGGCGCAGCAGGAGGAUCCCUGGAACCGCCUCAACGCGCGAGUAACCCUGGCCAGCGCCAGGAGAGAAAGAUUUCACUUCGACCAAGAGGCACCGAGAGACAGUUUGGAUUUCCAUCUUAAGACCACGUACAACCAUCAUGAGGAAUUCCUGAGAGACACGAACGAGACCCUCUUUCAGAAAGAAACCUUUAGCGAUGACCACGGGAGAAUCUUGAAGAACCGAGUGAAAGAACCGCCUGCCCCACCAGAACUCCAAAGAACUCCCAUCAGGGUCUGGACGAACCCCCAGAAAGAAUCAAUCCACAGCACACACGGAGCUGUAGAAAGCCAUCACAACGCAUCUACUAACCGGGGAUACUCGAGGAAGCACGACGGCGGCUUUUACUCCGUUUAAUAAUCGAGCGAGGGUGCUUGGAUGUAUUAGUGUAGUGCUCGCUUCUCUUCUUGUCAUGCAUGCACUGUAGAUUAUGCAAUGCGCUCUGGCGCUGCACGCAAACCCUGUUGUUUUAGCACUGUGAACACGCCUGUAAUAAACACUGUGAACACGGCAUUUCUGAAAGUGCAUUUUGUACAAUGAACACGUGAUUGUGCUGCUCCCAGAAUAGAUGCAUGAAUUAAAACCAGCAAUAUAACUUUGAGAGUGGUCAUUAAUUCACCUUGCAGCCACAGUAUCGAUCAAUAUUGUUUUUAAUUAUUAUUAGCACGCUUCUCUACACCAAAUAUAAAAAAAAAAACCUUAUCUCUGAAAUCACUUGCGCGUAUGUUCUCGCCCACACCAUUUUCAGUUUCACACAGACACUAAGACACACACACCGCAAAAGGAAAACGCGCACGUAUGGUCUGAUCAGAAUCGCCUCUAUACUCAUCGGCCAGGGUAACAGACCCGGAAUGAAUCCCGAAUCCGGCCCCAGCACUAGUAUAUCUGAUCAACUCAUCACUUCAGAACCACCAUCGUGGAUUUGCCUUGAUUUAGCGAAAUUGCCUCACGCACACUGCUAAAUAUUUAGCUAGCGUGUCGGAUUUUUAUCAUCUCAGCACCAGAGCAAGGCUGAAACUCUGACCUGAUCAAAUAAGAUCACUGUGUAGUUUUUUAAAUACAAGUUUACAAUUACCAGUCACACAAAACAAAAGCACACUUCUCUCACAUCGCUCACUCUCCACACGCACACACAUCUCCCACUCCCACUCCCACUCCCACUCCACACGCGUCUGCAAGCCAAGGCCACAGAGCGUGUUCUUAAACAGUGCUGCAAUGCAUCCUGGUCCGGAAAGGAAGGCGAGUCAAUGAAAAAAAACACGAUGUCCUCUUCUAUUGGCGACCCCUUGUGACUGGAAGACGAAACUACACACACUCUCAACAAAUUCGAAUCCCUCCCUACAAUAAAGUACUGUACUGUUGAUAAUACAAGUGUCCAAAAACACUGUAAUACUAAAAAAUAAAGCUUAUUAUCUAGCAGCUGAGUGUUAACAGCAUUACGAACUGUGAAGAUGAUUUAAUGACAGGGUACCGUAUUAUUACCCUUCAUCGGUUUGGUAGAA